Messenger RNA from Spodoptera litura, 1870 nucleotides. RefSeq names its product Nedd8-activating enzyme E1 regulatory subunit APP-BP1 (gene APP-BP1). Lineage: Eukaryota; Metazoa; Arthropoda; Insecta; Lepidoptera; Noctuidae. Gene Ontology annotation, biological process: protein neddylation. Gene Ontology annotation, molecular function: NEDD8 activating enzyme activity. The record is from RefSeq and is a predicted model, not a curated record. Gene Ontology annotation, cellular component: cytoplasm.
UAUUAUUGACAUUGACAGUGUUGAUUGAUUCGAAAGAUUCUUUUUUGUAAAAGCAAAAAUACUAAGGCAGUCGAUGAAAGUAAUUAAUUUUGUUAACUCUUGUAGAUGUUACUCGUCUUUUACUUAAAUUUCACUGAAACCGCUUCUUAUCUUUGAUAAUAAUUUAAUAACAUGGCUUCACCGUCACCAAAAUCGCCGGAACAAAGUGAAAAGACUAAACAAUAUGACCGGCAACUACGGCUAUGGGGAGAUCAUGGUCAAUCUGCACUUGAACAUGGGCAUAUUUGUUUAAUUAACGCUACAGCCUUAGGUACUGAAAUAUUAAAAUCUAUAGUAUUGCCUGGAGUUGGUGCUAUUACUAUAGUAGACGAUAAAGCAGUAAGCGAUGAGGAUAUUGGAAGCAAUUUUUUCUUGGAAUGUUCCAGUAAGGACUUGAAUAGAGGUACAGAGGCUUUGCGAUUGUUACUAGAAUUAAAUCCAGCUGUCCGAGGGCAUGCAGUUCAAGAGCCUACAGACCAAAUUCUUAGAGAAAACCCUGAUUUCUUUAAAGCUUUUAGUGUAGUUAUAGCUACAGCUCUUGGAGAAAAAACUAUUCAGGAUCUAGCUCAACAUUUAUGGGAUGUAAAUGUCCCCCUGAUCCUGUGUAGAUCAGUUGGAUUUUUAGGAUCUUUCAGGAUUCAAAUGAAGGAACAUGCCGUCAUUGAAACUCAUCCUGAUAAUGAACAAACAGAUUUGAGGCUUGAUGCACCAUUCCAAUCUUUAGCAGAUUACUUAGACAGUUUUGAUAUAAAUUCUGUUGAUUUGAAAGAUCAUGGCCACAUACCAUGGAUUGUAAUUAUCUACAAAGCUGUGCAAAAAUGGCAAACCAGUAAUCAAAAUCGUUGGCCAAUGAGUAGAAAAGAGAAGAAUGAGGUGAAAUCUAUUAUUAGUGAAUUUAUAAGAAGGGAUGAAAAUGAUGUCCCGAUUAAUGAAGAAAAUUUUGAAGAAGCCAUAAGAGCCGUUAAUACUGCACUAAUGCCAACAUAUUUACCUGUAAAGAGUCAAGAAUUGUUGUACUGCAGUGCUGCUACCAACUUAACUAAGGAUAGCACCCCUUUUUGGAUAAUGUGCUCUGCAUUGAGAGGGUUUGUCGAGGGUGAAGGUAAGGGCAAGCUGCCUGUCAAAGGUGUAUUACCAGACAUGACUGCAUCAACAGACCACUACAUCAAACUACAAAAUCUAUACAGAACCCAAGCGGCAAUGGAUGCUGAAAUAGUGUAUAGAAAAGUGCAACAAAUUGUUGCCCAAUUACAUUGCGAUAACAUCAGUGAAGCCGAUGUGAAACUGUUCUGUAGGCAUGCACAUGACUUACAUCUUAUUAGUGGGUCUAGUAUAGCUUCAGAGUACCAACUGACUAGUUCAGUUGCUUCUUACAUAGCCAGACAUUUAGAGGAGCCCGAUGUGAUGAUGGUACAUUAUGUGUUAUUAAGAGCUGCUGAAAUGUUUGCAUCAGAACACUGUAGAGCUCCAGGUGAUUGGGAACCUGAGGGUGACAGUGCUAAAUUAAAAGCUUGUGUCACUAAGCUCCUCAGUGAUGUAUCUUGUUCUCCAUUCCCUAAAGAUGAUCAUGUUCAUGAAAUGUGCCGAUAUGGUGGAGCAGAAGUACAUAGUGUGUCAGCAUUUUUAGGUGGUUGUGUGGCUCACGAGGCCAUUAAAAUCGUAACUAAACAAUAUAAACCAGUGAACAAUACAUUUAUAUAUGAUGCUGCUUCUACUAACACUGCUACAUUUACAUUUUAAAUGAAUACUCACUUUAAUAAAUUAUUUGUAAACAAUAUGGAAUUUCAUUUCACGUUUAUGCAAAAUGUAAUAGGGUAAAAAUAAAAUUGAA